Messenger RNA from Hordeum vulgare subsp. vulgare (domesticated barley), 2200 nucleotides. RefSeq lists its product as uncharacterized. Gene Ontology annotation, molecular function: zinc ion binding. The record is from RefSeq and is a predicted model, not a curated record. The transcript has 9 exons. The coding region runs from base 265 to 1716 and encodes 483 amino acids. NCBI's taxonomy places the organism in Eukaryota, Viridiplantae, Streptophyta, Magnoliopsida, Poales, Poaceae.
GUGUGGCUCCGGUCUUCUCGAUAAGCACGAAACCCGGGGGGCAAAGGGCAAAAAAAAAAAGGGGGCCGGCCGCCCGCCCACCCGCAAAGCUGCUGCUUCCGCCGGACUCCCCCUGCCCACCUUCCUUCCUUCCCCUGCCUCCGCAGCAGCACUGCAGCUGCCUCCCAACGACAACAACGCCACACACCUCCUCCCUUCCUUCCAUCCCCGCGAUUCGUCCCUCACUCUCUCUCGUCUCGCAUCGAAUUGUCCGCGGCCGCGCCCAUGGACCCGCCGCCGCCGCCGACACGCCCCGCCGACCGCGCGGCACAAGACCAGGAUGACACCGCCCAAAGUGCACAGGGGCCCAAUUCGCGAAGGCCAAACCUUUCUUUGCAAAUACCAACCAGGACCUUGGAUAACCAUUUGCCUACUUCAACGAGGAUCAAUAUAUCCGCCAGCCCCAGCUCGACAAGAACUGGAUUGCCGCCAAGGCCUAAUUCUGCUAGACCAAAAUCAUCUAUCAAGCAGCAGAGUUUCAGGUUAAGGAGUUCAGCACAGGAAGGUGACCGGACAAUCCUCCUGCUUCCUGGGACGGGGUCGGAAGGGUUGCAAGAUAAUCCAAUUCAACCAGGAUCUUUCUCUUUUAGAAAGGUCAUUAACUCGUUAUCGGCAAAACGUACCUAUUCUUUGCCGGUCACGCCUGUUGGAACAUCUGAUAAAGCUUCGCCCCUGGGAAUUCAGAUAGUCGACCAGCCAACUGCAUCCAAACAAGAAGUUCAAGCACAAAUUAGGCGAUCGCUUUCAGUACCAGGAAAUCGCAAAAACAGGAGUUUGAGGCGCGCAGAUUCAUUAGGUGUUAUCCGUGUGAUUCCAACAACUCCACGACCUGUUCCAGCUGAUACAGUUGCACCAACUGAUGCCACUGAAGAAACAGUUGACGGUCCUGGAGAUGGAGGUGAAGAUAUUCCUGAAGAAGAGGCAGUCUGCAGAAUUUGUUUUGUUGAACUAAACGAAGGCGGGGAAACACUUAAAAUGGAGUGUAGCUGCAAAGGAGAGCUUGCCCUCGCGCACCAAGAUUGUGCUGUCAAAUGGUUUAGCAUCAAGGGUAACAAGAUAUGUGAUGUCUGCAGACAAGAGGUUAGGAAUCUGCCAGUGACUCUGUUGAGACUACCGACUCAAACUGUUACCAGGCGACUAGCAAAUGGUGCUCAGCAAAGAGCAGCUCAACAGUACAGAUUUUGGCAGGACAUUCCAAUUUUAGUGAUGGUUAGCAUGCUUGCAUACUUUUGUUUCUUGGAACAACUUCUGGUUACUGAUUUGCAGUCACGUGCGCUGGCAAUUUCAUUGCCUUUCUCAUGUGUGUUGGGUCUCCUUUCUUCCAUGAUAGCAUCCACUAUGGUGACCAAAAGCUACCUGUGGGCCUAUGCUUCCUUCCAGUUUGCUAUUGUGAUCCUUUUUGCCCAUAUCUUCUACAACGUGCUAAGAGUGAAUGCAGUCCUUGCGGUCCUACUCUCGUCGUUCACCGGGUUCGGGAUCGCUAUCAGUACGAACUCACUGCUAGUGGAGUGCAUGAGGUGGAGAUCCAGGAGGAGGAGCCAGCGGUUAGCUCAGACGCAGCCUCAGCCUACGAACGAAGAUCAGCAUCCAGGGUCCGGGAAUAACUCCGCGAGCGAGAACAGCGGUGAUAGGCAGCAACAAGGGCAGCCUCCACAAUCCGGUGUGCACAUCGUCUGAUCAGCCAGAUGAAGACGAGCGGUGAUCCGAACGUGUGAAUAGCUAGCUUUGAUCUGCGCAGUAGUCGUAGCUCGCCGGACCUCAGAAUCACAAUGGUGGCAGGAAUAGAUACACGGGAGCAGAUCUUCCUGGCCUUUGCAUCGGAGGCAACAUGCCGCCUAGAGUUUGGCCAUGGGUUAGUCUAGCAGUUUGACAUAAAAUACCUGGUUUCUCGAGUGUAAGAAUUAUAUAAGUCUGAACGUACAAAAAUCACACCAGAAAAUCAGAGUGCAGAGAUGGUUGUUGUGUUUUAGUAGUCAAGUAGUCACACAGGAUUAUAGGCAAAUGAGACAUAGUAUGGGAGAGCUCCUUAGCUUUGCUUGUGAGAAGCUUUUACAAAUUACUAGUAUUUGUCAAGAGUGAAUUUCUUUUUUCUGAAUGGGUGUGAGUGUGACACAAUUUGUCUGAAUUGGCAACCAUAUAUACGAGUGUGUAUCGCCAGAGA